AUGACCUCCCAAGAAACCGCCAUCGCCCUCACAAAAUCCAACCUCCACGCCAUCUUCAGCGAAAAAGACAUCACCAAGCGUCUACAAGCCAUCUCUUCCCUCUGGGUAUCCUUAGACGCGCUCUUCAUCGACCCGCUAGGCGUGUUCAAAUCGCACCAAGCGAUCAGCGACAUGGUCGACAAGAUCCAGAGCAUGGGCGGACCAGAGGAUGUAUUUACGGAGCUGAGCGAGGUUGAGUGUCUGGCAAAAGAUGACGAGGGGGACCUGUGGGUCACGAGGCUGAAAUGGGGUGUCGGGCCACCGGGUGGUGAGCCGAGGAUGAAGGGGUGGGAUGUGCUUACGAUUGUGGGCGGGAAGGUUAAGGCUUGUUAUACGUUUCUGGACUCGUGA
Trematosphaeria pertusa is the source of this 390-nucleotide messenger RNA. RefSeq lists its product as uncharacterized. Bases 1 to 390 code for a protein of 129 amino acids. NCBI's taxonomy places the organism in Eukaryota, Fungi, Ascomycota, Dothideomycetes, Pleosporales, Trematosphaeriaceae. The record is from RefSeq and is a predicted model, not a curated record. The transcript has 2 exons.